CUAAUCGGUCAGUGAUUCAUGAUCGUGGUUAUAUGAUACACGAUAUUUGAACUCAUAUUUUUAAUAUUGCGUGCAUAUGUGUAUAUUAUUAAGCUAUAAAGCAAUAAAAAAAAAAUAAUAAAUCUUGUUAAUAAUUCCUUCUUUUAUGUGCAAAUUUAAUAAAUUUUCAAAACUUAUAUCGUUGUCAUAAAUGUUUAGGCAAUUCAGUGGAUUUAAACAAAGCUAUAAAUUGAUAAUUUUCAAUACUGCAUUUAGAUACAACAAAACAUUUUGUACAAUGACUGAUAUUCAGAAUAAUCCUACUGGGAUUCCUUUAAAUGAAGUUGUAGAUAUACUUAAAAAUUUUGCAAAUCUAUCACUUGCAGAUUCCUGGGAUAAUGUAGGAUUGCUUAUUGAACCUACAGAAAUAAAAAUAAUUUCACAUAUUCUUUUAACAAAUGAUUUAACUGAAAAUGUAAUGCAAGAAGCUUUAAAUUUAAAAACAGAUAUGAUUAUUACUUAUCAUCCUUUAAUAUUUUCGCCUAUGAAAUCCAUAACAAGUUCCUCGUGGAAGGAGAAAAUCGUUGCAAAAUGUUUAGAACAUAAAAUAGCUGUGUAUUCUCCACAUACUACAUUCGAUUCGAUUAGAGGUGGUGUAAAUGAUUGGUUAGCUUCAACAUUUGAAAAUGUGCUUGAAAAUAGUAUACCUAUAAAAGCAAAUGUGAAUAAUAGUGAUUAUGGUUUCGGACGAUUAUGCACUCUAAAGAAUAAAAUUUCUAUCGAUGAGGCUGUUCAACGAGUGAAAAAACAUACUAAUUUGAAAUAUAUUAGAUUAGCUCGUGCAUUCCAAACAGAUGGUUUAAUUAAAACUGUUGCCGUUUGUGCUGGAUUAGGAGCAUCUGUUUUAAAAAAUAUAUCCGCUGACUUGUAUCUUACAGGAGAAAUGUUGCACCAUGAUGUUCUUGAUGCAAUACAUAAAGGAACUAAUGUAAUUCUAACAAAUCAUUCCGAUUCUGAACGUGGUUUUCUGAAAAUAUUUGCAUUUAACUUAACUAAUAUGUUGAACAAAUCUGUAUUGGUUCAUGUAUCUGAAAAUGAUAUUGAUCCUCUAAAAAUCGUAUAAAAUAUUAAAAAAAAAAAAAAAAUUGAGCUGAAAAAAAUCUGAUAUAAAUAUUAAGAUGGAUAUAUACAUUACAUAUGAUAAAAUUUUAUUAUUAAUAUUAUAAAUUAUCACCUCUAUUUAGAGAUUGACAAUCUUUUAUUUCAAUCUGAUGAAGUUAGAGAGAUAUCAGGAAGAAUAAAUACAUAAACAAAUUAUAUAUUGCAAUUCAAUAAAAGUUAUUUACAGCAAUAACAGAAGUUAUGUUUAAAUUUUUAUAUAUAACGCUUGAACUACUUUUACAAUUUAUCUCUGAACAUGUGUAACCAUUAUAUAGAAUCCUUUAAUUUGAUUAUUGAAAUAAUUUUUUUCACAUAUUCCAUCAUUCAUUCAUUUUUUAUAAUUUUAUAAUCUUAUUUGCAUUCAUUCAAAUAUUCACACGUUGGUUAUGAAGAAAAACUUGAUUUUAACAAUGUUAUGUAUGCUUGUAAUCGAUGUUUAUUAAAAAUUUAUAACUAAAUAAAAUAUAAAAGUUAUACUGGUCCAAUUAGAAUGAUUUUAAUUUUGGGUCCGCGUAUCCAAUCUUUUUUCUUUUUCUCAACAUUGUAUAAUUCGUUUAAUAAUACAUGAAAAAUAGUUACACAUAGUAAAGUUCCAUUUUUAAUUAUAUUCUCUCUUAUAAUUCAACAAAGAUAAAUUUAUAAUUCUAAAACCUGAUCUCUCAUUUUUGUUUUAUUAUUAUAAUGCAUUGUGUCCGUAUGUAUAUGAAUACACCAAUGACAAAAUGCGUUAAUACAUAAUGAACACGUUAUAAAUUGAAAUUUUCUAUAUCACCAUAAAUGGUGUAAAAGUAUACCCUGAGGUCGGAUGCCCAAAAAAUAUCAAUCAUGUUAUAUUGUUUAUUGAAAAUAUUUACAGAAUCGACGAAUGUAAAAUUUAAAUCUGAAUGAAUCCGAAUUAUUUGAUUAUUAGAUUAAUAUUAUUUUCUGUCUUUCCUAAUUGAUUAAUAUUUUUAGUUUUAUGUUUUUAAUAUUUUUUAUACUGCGAUAACAGAUUAGUUUUUCGUCAAUGUUGUUGCAAUUUCAUAAAAUUCGUAAAUGGGCAAUACGACGAUUUCGCAGUCAUAAUUCAAUAUUUUUUUAUUUAUAUUAGAAUUAUAUGAUCAUAUGUAUUCUAUCAUUAGAGAUAUAUACAUAUAAUCUAUCAAAUCAUACAUGUCGUGAAAUUAUAAAAACAUGUCGCUUGUUUGUCUACAUGUCUUAACUAGUCUAAAUCGAGAUUAUAUUCUUAUUAAAGAUACUGUUAAAUUUUUUUUUUGUUUUU
Molecule: messenger RNA, 2401 nt
Organism: Apis mellifera (honey bee)
Lineage: Eukaryota; Metazoa; Arthropoda; Insecta; Hymenoptera; Apidae
Gene: Ciao1
Product: probable cytosolic iron-sulfur protein assembly protein Ciao1
Exons: 5
Coding region: 191-1102 (303 amino acids)
Biological process (GO): iron-sulfur cluster assembly
Cellular component (GO): cytosolic [4Fe-4S] assembly targeting complex; mitochondrion; cytoplasm
Molecular function (GO): protein binding
Source: RefSeq, a predicted model, not a curated record